This is a messenger RNA of Caretta caretta (loggerhead turtle), 5235 nucleotides long. NCBI's taxonomy places the organism in Eukaryota, Metazoa, Chordata, Testudines, Cheloniidae. The record is from RefSeq and is a predicted model, not a curated record.
AAGAUGGUGCAGCAGGCAGGGAGAGUGCUGAGCUCUCAGCUCUCCCCAGUGGGGAGGAGCGCCCUGGGGGCAGACAGGUGUCUGAUGGCUUAGCCCCUGGGUGCCAUGCCUCUGGCAAGCCCCGUCUCCCACCUGGGGUCUGCUGCUGGGUGGUGCCAUGGCGGCGAGGGGCAGGCAGCCCCCGGUGCGCUAUGCCUCCCUGGGUGCCCUAGUGGCAGACACUCACCGGCCUCUCCUUGUUCUCCUGGCAGACUUCAACUACGGGGCGGAGGAUUACGACGCGGAGGGGAAUGAGGAGCCCAAGGUGCCACCGGAGGGCUCGGAGACCAUGCCCUACAUCGACGAGUCGCCCACCAUGUCGCCGCAGCUCAGCGCCCGUGGCCAGGAGAGCGGGGAUGGCGUCUCACCCACGCCCACCGACAGCCUGGGCACUGGGGGCGAGCGGGAUGCCGGGAAGGGGCUGGAGAUGCGGAAGUUGGUGCUCUCGGGCUUCCUGGCCAGCGAGGAGAUCUACAUCAACCAGCUGGAGGCGCUGCUGCUGCCUAUGAAGCCCCUGAAGGCCACGGCCACCACCUCCCAGCCUGUCCUCACCAUCCAGCAGAUCGAGACCAUCUUCUAUAAGAUCCAGGACAUCUACGAGAUCCACAAGGAGUUUUACGACAGCCUCUGCCCCAAGGUGCAGCAGUGGGAGAGCAAGGUCACCCUGGGGCACCUCUUCCAGAAGCUGGCCAGCCAACUCGGCGUGUAUAAAGCCUUCGUGGAUAACUACAAGGUCGCGCUGGAGACGGCGGAGAAAUGCAGCCAGAGCAACAACCAGUUCCAGAAGAUCUCCGAGGAGCUGAAAGUGAAGGGCCCCAAGGACUCCAAGGAGAGCCACACCUCAGUCACCAUGGAAGCGCUGCUGUACAAGCCCAUCGACCGUGUGACGCGGAGCACCUUGGUACUGCACGACCUUCUCAAACACACGCCAGCUGACCACCCCGACUACCCGCUGCUGCAGGAUGCCCUCCGCAUCUCCCAGAACUUCCUGUCCAGUAUCAAUGAGGACAUUGACCCGCGGAGGACAGCAGUCACCACACCGAAGGGAGAGACACGGCAGCUGGUGAAGGAUGGCUUCCUGGUGGAGCUGUCCGAGGGCUCGCGGAAGCUGCGCCACGUCUUCCUCUUCACCGACGUCGUCCUCUGCGCCAAACUGAAGAAGACCGCCGUGGGGAAGCACCAGCAGUAUGACUGCAAGUGGUACGUGCCGCUGGCCGACCUUGUGUUCCCGGCCCCCGAGGAGUCGGAGCCCUGCCCGCAGGUGCACACCAUCCCGGACCACGAGCUGGAGGACAUGAAGAUAAAGAUCUCGGCCAUCAAGAGCGAGGUGCAGAAGGAGAAAGCUGGCAAGGGGCAGAGCCGAGCCAUCGAGCGCCUCAAGAAGAAGAUGUUUGAAAACGAAUUCUGGCUGCUCCUGAACUCCCCCACCAUCCCCUUCCGCAUCCACAACCGCAACGGGAAGAGCUACCUGUUCCUGCUCUCCUCGGACUACGAGAGGUCAGAGUGGAGGGAGGCCAUCCAGAAGCUGCAGAAGAAGGACCUCCAGGCCUUCGUGCUGAGCUCGGUGGAGCUGCAGGUGCUCACGGGGUCCUGCUUCAAGCUGCGCACCGUCCACAACAUCCCUGUCACCAGCAACAAGGACGAUGACGAAUCCCCGGGACUCUACGGCUUCCUGCACGUGAUCGUCCACUCGGCCAAGGGAUUCAAACAGUCUGCCAACCUCUACUGCACUCUGGAAGUGGACUCCUUCGGGUACUUUGUCAGCAAAGCAAAGACCAGGGUUUUCCGGGACACGACCGAGCCGCAGUGGAAUGAGGAGUUCGAGAUCGAGCUGGAAGGUUCGCAGUCACUGCGCGUCCUGUGCUACGAGAAGUGCUACGACAAGACCAAGCUCAACAAGGACAACAACGAGAUUGUGGAUAAGAUCAUGGGCAAGGGGCAGGUCCAGCUGGACCCACAGGCCGUGCCGACCAAGAACUGGCACAUGGACGUCAUUGAGAUGAAUGGGAUCAAGGUGGAGUUCUCCAUGAAGUUCACGAGCCGGGACAUGAGCCUGAAGAGGACCCCGUCCAAAAAGCAGACCGGCGUCUUCGGGGUGAAAAUCAGCGUUGUGACCAAGCGGGAGCGCUCCAAGGUGCCGUACAUCGUGCGGCAGUGCGUCGAGGAGGUGGAGAAGAGAGGCAUCGAGGAGGUCGGCAUCUACCGGAUCUCGGGGGUCGCCACAGACAUCCAGGCGCUGAAGGCAGCCUUCGAUGCAAAUAACAAGGACGUCCUGGUAAUGCUGAGCGACAUGGACAUCAACGCCAUCGCGGGCACCCUGAAGCUGUACUUCCGAGAGCUCCCCGAGCCCCUCCUCACAGACCGGCUGUACCCCGCUUUCAUGGAGGGGAUAGCACUCUCGGAUCCUGCCGCCAAGGAGAACUGCAUGAUGCACCUUCUCCGGUCGCUGCCCGAUCCCAACCUCAUCACUUUCCUCUUCCUGCUGGAACACUUGAAAAGGGUUGCCGAAAAGGAGCCCGUCAACAAAAUGUCCCUCCACAACCUGGCCACGGUCUUUGGCCCAACACUGCUGAGACCCUCCGAGGUGGAGAGCAAAGGACACCUCACCUUGGCCUCCGACAUCUGGUCCCAUGACGUUAUGGCACAGGUCCAGGUUCUCCUUUACUACCUGCAGCAUCCUCCCAUCUCCUUCGCGGAGCUGAAACGCAACACACUCUACUUCUCCACAGACGUGUAGCCUGCGCUGAGAAGGCACCAGCCGCACACGAACCCAGCCUCCCAGAGCGUGGGGUACAGCACAGACUAGCCUCGCCCUGCGGGGAGACGGGCACUUCCCCAGAACAGUGCCCUCUGCAUCUUUGGUACCAUUUUGUACAAGUCUCCAACCCUGGCCCAGGCCCUGCGCGCCCUGUCUAGUAGUCGUGUCUUACGUACCUUCGUGGUCAGGAAUUGUUUUUUAUGUAUAUUCGUUCGACAGAAGAGGUAGUGACUGACGGGCCGCAAGCCCCUCGCUUCGUUCAUUUCCUGCCAGGCUCCCGUUCCUUCGAAGGCCGUUGCAACUCUCCUUUUGCCCUUCCCAGCUUCAGCCAAGCGUCCCUUCGUCUUGCCCGCUCAAAGCCUGCAGCAUCACACCAGUGCCUGUUUGGUUUGCCUCAUCCCCUGUGCCUGCACGUGCAGCGUUGGCUGGCCUCUUGCAUCAGAGGCUGAGAAGGGACCAAGGGCUCCCCCUUUCUACCCAUCAAGACGACGAGCUCCACUUUGUCUUGCUGUCCGUGUGAACGGAGAACUCUGCUCCCUCUUGGAACAAACCUUUGGCCUCAAAAGUGGGUGGGGGGGGACAUUUUUAAUGUCUGUCCCAGGUGCUUUACAGCUAGGGCCUGUGGUCUAUGCUUUCUGCCUGUUUGUCGUGUCCUGUGUGGCUAUCCUCCUGCUGUUUCUCCUCUCCCGCUGUGUAGUGUUGGGGGUAACCUGCUCUCUAGGAUGGGGCAGAGGUGCCUUUGGCAGGCUUGUGUGGACAGAAGAAAGGGCUGUCCCAUUACACUACCAAUACUAACCUGCCUCCGUCUGGGUGUGCCAAGUGACUGGCUUCUAGCCCCCAGCUGUGUCUCCAGGGGACGUUAGGUACGGACAAGGUUCAGCCAGGAGCUCCCUGAAGCGCACCUGCUGGAGUGAUCAGGUGGGGCAACGCCCCUCAGUCCUGCAGCACGAGGGAGGAGUGACUGUCCCGAAAGCCUCACAUACCUCGUCAAUACCAAUGCCUUAGCCCUUGGCACCCGUUCCUCUCCCGUGGAGCACUGCCGCGAAGGCACAAAUGAGCAGCUAGGCUUCCUUCCCCAGCAUUACCCGGGGGCCUCUUCCCUCUGGGAGCUGCACUAUGCAGCCUUUCCGCUGAGCUACCCUUCUGAGAACCAGGCGAAGGGGAGGGAGGGAGCCAGGCUCUGCUUUGGUACCACCAAGCCACACGCAGGCUGGCCCCUUGUAAACACUGCAGGAGGCUGCCGGAGUCUGUAGGACAACAGCUGCUUUUUGUCCCUUCCUGCACCAAGGUAAACAGCUUCUCAGCUGAAAGUGAACUCGAAGGGCAAAGCCUCGUGGAGAUGGGGGCCUGGAAGGGGAAAACCCACUGUGCUUGGAACAGGAGCUGGAUUCUCCCCACGUGGCUCUCCCUCAUUGCACCAGCCUGACAUGGUGGAAGCUAAAGCACAUCCAUUCAGCCAGCCUGGGUACAUGCCAUUCUGCUGGGAGAGCUUCCCCCCCAGCUUGUUCCCUUUGAAUUCUAACCUCCAGCCCUUGGGGCAAGGCAGCGAUGGCUCUGCCUGCUGGCUGGGAUGUGUCCCACAGAUAAACACUAUCUUGUGUUCUCUUCUGUGGGCUCCUGCUCUUGUAGCUUGAGAGCACCCCAACCCACCCUGAUUCCUGGAGCCCACAGACAGGUGCUGGGACCUGCCAAGGAAACUAACCCUGCCUUUUUUUCUCCCCUCCCCCACCCCCUUGGGGGGGGGGGGAGCUCUGCCCACUACCCCUACACCCUCUGUGCCAAAUGCCGAUGGACAGCUGGUUUAUUUGGGGUGACCAAGCAUAUCCCUUGUAACAGCAGCGCUGCCUUUAACUGCUGUUCCAUGUGCUGUCUUAAAGACCAGCCUCAGGGGGGCUGAAGGCAGCUGCUAGCCCCACAGCACUGAAGCAGCUAAAGGGAGAGGGAAGUCUUGCAAUGCCAGUCUAAAGGGCUUACACUCCAGCCCCCACGCUGCUGGCGACAGAGAAGCGAAAUGGCAUUGGAUGCACUGACCAGGUGUCGCACUUUGCCCUGGAUAACGGGACUGAGUUUAGAUCGAACUGCACAAUGGAUCCCUGCGUGUUUUAUGUACCUACAUCUGUCAACUGUGGUGUCAUUCCAAAGGGAGACUAUGACCCACCCCCACACCAGUUCAAAGGGCUGGAGACCAGCCCCCUGCACAAGCUGUGGCAAUCCCAUGGGCUGUGUUUUCAUUUUUCCUACAGCGGGGUGGGAGGUGUCGGACUCUUGUGGCUACAGGUAGAAUAGAACGGUUCAUUAAUAUUUGACUUCUACUAAGUUAAGAUCUAUUUUUUGUUUGUGUUCUGUUUCAACUUCUGUAGAUUAUAAACUUUCAAUGGAUGUAAACCAUGUGAAAAAUAUUAAUAAAAAGCAAAGCCCUGACGUUUGCACAAAAAGUA